This is a messenger RNA of Salarias fasciatus (jewelled blenny), 1379 nucleotides long. It is a transcript of the gene exosc2, whose product is annotated as exosome component 2. The record is from RefSeq and is a predicted model, not a curated record. Lineage: Eukaryota; Metazoa; Chordata; Actinopteri; Blenniiformes; Blenniidae. Gene Ontology annotation, cellular component: cytoplasmic exosome (RNase complex); nuclear exosome (RNase complex). Gene Ontology annotation, molecular function: RNA binding. Bases 295 to 1176 code for a protein of 293 amino acids. Gene Ontology annotation, biological process: nuclear-transcribed mRNA catabolic process, deadenylation-dependent decay; nuclear polyadenylation-dependent rRNA catabolic process; TRAMP-dependent tRNA surveillance pathway. The transcript has 9 exons.
AAUGCGCUGUUGUUGCCACUCCGGAUCAAUAGGUGGCGAUAAUGAUCACCGACGCUGUUGAAAGGGCUUCAGAAACAAAACAGAGGAAGAAGAGGAAGUGAGGUUUACGAGCAUGCUGCUGUGAAACAUUCCGCCUUUUCCCUCAGCUUUAAUGUUUCCCAUGGUUUAAAAAUAUCAGUUUAUUGAGCGGAGCAUACAUACACAUUGCUCUCUUGGUAAGUGGUGGGAAACUGUUGGAUUAGGCGCGUAAACCUCCAGAAACGGACGAGAGGAAGGAGCUAAAGCUAAAGAAGCAUGGCAGCUGACAUGAGAUUACCCAGAGUCCGAAAAACUCUCUCUGUGUCAGAGUCUGCUUCACACCGCAGAGAUCUGGUCGUCCCCGGAGAUAUCAUCACUUCAGAUACCGGCUUCAUGAGGGGCCAUGGGACCUACGUCGACGACGACAAGCUGACCGCCUCAGUCGCUGGAGAGGUGCAGAGAGUCGACAAGCUGAUCUGUGUCAGGCCUCUGAAAACCCGGUUUAAUGGGGAGGUUGGAGACGUGGUGGUGGGCAGAAUAACGGAGGUGCAGCAGAAACGGUGGAAGGUGGAGACGAACUCCCGCCUGGACUCCGUCCUCCUGCUGUCCUCGGUCAACCUGCCUGGAGGGGAGCUGAGGAGGAGAUCAGCAGAGGACGAGCUGACCAUGAGAGAAUACCUGCAGGAGGGCGACCUGAUCAGUGCCGAGGUUCAGUCCGUGUUCUCCGACGGAGCGCUGUCCCUUCACACCCGCAGUCUGAAGUACGGCAAACUGGGCCAGGGGGUGCUGGUUCAACUCUCCCCCUCGCUGGUCAAGAGGCAGAAGACUCACUUCCACAACCUGCCCUGCGGCGCCUCCGUCAUCCUGGGGAACAACGGCUUCGUGUGGCUGUACCCCACCCCGGGGCAGCAGGAGGAGGAGGCCGGCGGCUUCUACACCAGCCUGGAGCCCGUCAGCCUGGCCGACCGGGAGGUGAUUUCCCGGCUGAGGAACUGUCUUCUGGCUCUAGCGGCUCACAAAGUGCUUCUGUUCGACACCAGUCUUCUGUACUGUUACGAGUCGUCGCUUCAGCACCAGGUGAAAGACAUCUUGAAACCGGAGGUGAUGGAGGAGAUUGUGAUGCUGACACAACAGAAGCUGCUGGAGCAGGAAGGAUAACGGAGCUGGGACAGACGGACGGCGAGGAGACGGCGUCACGGUGCUGCUCAACGCUUCUGCUCUGUAGUUACAGAGGAUUCCGGUUAAAUUUUGAACUUUAAGAAGUUUCACAUUCAUAAGAUUACAGCUCUUUUUUACCAACAAUAUGUGAUUUUUCUGGACAAACUGUUGUUUUCAAUAAAUGUUCUUGUAUUUCCAUCAGA